AUGAGUGGCUCAGGAUUAAAUCGGGAAGCUUCUUCCUCAUCAUCAAACGUGUUCAUGAAUAACAAUAAUACAACAGUAACACCAUCCACUGUUAUUCAAUCAAGACGGCGGAUUAUUCGAAACUAUUCACUUCUCUGGUUAGAUGAGUGUGUGGAUCAAACAAACAAAGAUUAUGAAAAUACGUUGAAACAAAUCCAAACUAUUGCUCACAAUAUUAAUGUCUUUGAAGAACGAGAUGCAUGCAUCGACUUUCUUACAGAUUCCGAAGAAGACAUCAAGCUUUUUCUCGUUAUCAAGGAUACUAUAUCUCAACAAAUAAUGCCCUUCAUUAAUGAUAUUCCUCAACUGCAUGGUGUUUAUAUCUUGAGUAAUGUUGAAAUCCUAGAUGAAGAAUGGACGAAAAAAUGGCAAAAAAUCAAGAGUGUUCAUACAAGCAUCGGUGAUCUAUGUCAAAGAUUAGAAUUGAGUAUCAAACAGUUAAAUCAAGACUCAAUUUCUAUGAGUUUUAUCACACUAAAUGAAAUGACUUCAACUGAUAAAUUAAAUCAGUUGGAGCCAACAUUUAUGUACACUCAGAUAUUCAAGGAUAUUCUUCUUGAUAUGGAACAUGAUACACAGGCCAUCAAACAAUUUACUGCUUAUUGUCGACAUCAUGGCUACGGAUCGACAAAGAGUAUUGAUACAUUUGAAAAAAAAUACGAUGCUGAGACAGCUAUCUGGUGGUAUACUUGCCCAUCAUUUAUCUAUUCUAUGUUGAAUUAUGCUCUUCGCUCUAUGGAAGACGAAACCAUUAUUAAUAUGGGUUUUUUCAUUCGUGAUCUUCAUCAACAACUUCAAAAGCUACAGCAAGAGCAAAUUCAUGUUUUUCACGACAAACCAUUCAUAGUCUACCGGGGACAAGGUCUAUCCAAAACAGAUUUUGAGAAACUUCAAAAGACACAAGGUGGUUUAAUAUCUUUCAAUAACUUCUUAUCCACUAGUACGGAACAAUAUAUACCUCUCGGACUUGCUUCAAGUGCGUCAGAAACUGCAGACAUGGUCGGCAUUCUUUUUAAGAUGUUGAUUGAUCCUCGUGUGGAAUCAGUGCCGUUUGCUUCCAUCAAGGCAAUUAGCUGUUUUCCAGGAGAAGAUGAAAUUCUCUUCUCAAUGCACACCAUUUUUCGAGUGGGUGUAAUUAAACAAAUCGAGAAUAAUAAUCAACUUUAUCAAAUUGAGCUUCAAUUAACUUUGGAUGAUGACCGGCAACUACGACUACUUACUGAUCGCAUACGAGAAGAUGUUGUCGGUGAUAAUGGAUGGGAAAGAUUGGGUGAUUUAUUGCUUAAAAUUGGCCAAUUUAACAAGGCUGAAGAACUUUAUAACGUGUUACUUGAGCAGACACCUGACGAGCGUGAAAAAGCAAUUUAUUACAAUCAGCUGGGGCAUGUCGAAGACGGUCAUGGUGAUUAUAAAAAAGCUAUUUGCUGUUACCAAGAAGGACUUGAAAUUCAACAAAAAGUUCUUCCUUCAAAUCAUCCUGAUUUCGCGCAAUCAUACCACAACAUCGGUUCGGGAUAUGACAAUAUGGGGGAAUACUUGAAAGCAAUUUCAUUUUACGAAAAAGCACUUGAAAUUCGACAAAAAACUCUUCCUUCAAAGCAUCCUGAUUUGGCUACUUCAUACAACAAGAUUGGUAAUGUGUAUAACAAGUUGAGAGAGCACUCGAAAGCAUUUUCAUAUUACGAAAAAGCACUUGAAAUUCGACAAAAAACUCUUUCUUCAAAUCAUCCUGAUUUAGCUGCUUCCUACAAUAACAUCGGUUUGGUGUAUUACAGCAUGGGACAGGACUCGAAAGCACGUUCAUCUUGUCAACAAGCGCUUGACAUCUGUCAAAAACCUCUUUCUUCGAAUCAUCCUGAUUUAGCUGCUUCAUACAACAAGAUUGAUAGUGUGUAUGAAAACAUAGAGGAAUAUUUGAAAGCACUUUCAUACUAUGAAAAAGCAUUUGAAAUCUUUCAACAAAGUCUUCCUUUCAAUCAUCCUGAUUUGGCUGUUCCCUACACCAACAUCGGUUUGGUGUAUAUCAACAUAGGAGAAUACUCGAAAGCACUUUCAUUUUGCGAACAAGCGCUUGAUAUCUGUCAAAAAACUCUUUCUUCGAAUCAUCCUGACUUAGCUGCUUCAUACCACAACAUCAGCAGUGUGUUUUUCGAGAUGGGAGAUUACCCGAAAGCACUUUCAUAUUAUGAAAAAGCACUUGAAAUCUUUCAGAAAUCUCUUCCUUCGAAUCAUCCUUCAUUAGCUGUUUCCUACAACACCAUCGGUUUCGUGUAUUACAAGAUGGGAGAAUACUCGAUAGCGCUUUCAUUUUACGAACAAGCACUUGAAAUUUAUCAAAAAACUCUGCCUUCGAACCAUCCUGAUUUGGCUGGUUCAUACAACAACAUCGGUUUGGUGUAUUACAGCAUGGAAGAGUACUCGAAAGCACUUUCAUAUUAUGGAAAAGCGCUUGAAAUACAGCAAAAAACUCUUCCUUCAAAGCAUCCUGAUUUGGCUACUUCAUACAGCAGCAUUGGUAAUGUGUAUAAAAACAUGGGAGAAUAUGUGAAAGCACUUUCAUAUUAUAACCGUGCGCUGGACAUAUUCCAAUAUGCAUUACCUCCGACCCAUCUUCAUAUAAAAAAUGUUAAAGAGAGUAUUAAUAUUGUAAAAAUGAAAUUAUAA
This is a messenger RNA of Adineta steineri, 2703 nucleotides long. Lineage: Eukaryota; Metazoa; Rotifera; Eurotatoria; Adinetida; Adinetidae. The record is from the annotation of a GenBank genome assembly.